GUGUGUGUGUUUGCGCGCGCCCCCGCGCGCGCGCCUGGCGCCUGUCCAACGUAAUUUCCCAUAAACCACAUGCCUAAGUCGCUUAAAAAGGCUGUGCCGAGGAGCUGGCGGAGCCGGCUGGGGAAAGUGAAAGUUUUGCCUGUUGCUCUCCGCGCUGUAGCCGGCUCUCCGGACUCCCGCAACAGCGGCCCGGCCCUUGGCGGGGCGCAGACUCGGCAGCGGCUCGCUAGCGAGCAAGCGAGAGAGGGCGGCCGACGCGCCCGGCCGGGACCCAGCUGCCCGUAUGACCGCGCGGGGCGCCGCCGGGCGCUGCCCUACCACGACAUGGCUGGGCCGCGUGCUACUGCUGGUCUGUCUCCUGGUGAGCAGCAGUAUUGCCAAGGAGCAGUCGAAGCACUGUAGUCAAAUGAUCGGCGACGGACACCUGCAGCUCCUGCAGCAGCUGAUUGACAGUCAGAUGGAGACCUCGUGCAAAAUCUCCUUUAUGUUUGUAGAUCAGAACUUGACAGACCGAGUGUGUUACAUUAGGAAGGCGUUUCUCUUGGUGCAAGACAUACUGGAGGACACCAUAAGCUUCAAAGGCAACACCUCCAAUGCCAAUGCCCUCUCAAAAAUCCAGGAACUCUCCGUGAGGCUGAACGAUUGCUUCCCCAAGGUCAACGACGAAGAACAGGACAAGGCCUGUGUCCAAAAUUUCUCCGAGUCGCCCCUCUGGUUGCUGGAGAAGAUCAAGAAUGUCUUUAGUGAAAUGAAGAAUCUCCUUAAAGACAACCAGGACAUUUUCAGCAAGGAUUGCAGCGACAGCUUUGCUGAAUGCUCCAGCCAAGGCUGGCUGAACAUGCGGGGGGUUCCGUGGAGAGCGCAGAGGCUCCACAUGGAGUCGGGGGCCCUGCUCCGGGACCCCUGCUGUGAACCACCAGGAUACUCUGGCUCUGGAAGUCCUCAGGAGGCCUUGAGUGUCCCCUCAAGGGACAGGCUGGAUUUGAAGUCUGAACAUCAUCCAAACUCUCCCGAUGUGGCGACCCAGCCUGAUUGCAACUGCCUGUACCCCAAAGCCACCCCUAGCAGUGACCCGGCCUCUGUCUCCCCUCAGCAGCCCCUUGCCCCCUCCAGUGCCCCUUUGGCUGGCUUGACCUGGGCUGAGGCUGAGGGGACAGAGGACAGUUCCCUCUUGCCCAGUGAGCAGCCCCCUCGCACAGUGGACCUGGGCAGCACCAAGCAGCGACCACCCAGGAGCACCUGCCAGAGCUUUGAGUCAUCAGAGACCCCAGGCGUCGAGGGAGGCCCCACAGGAGGUUCACCUCAGCCCCACCCCCCCGCCGGGGGCCCCGUCCCUGGGUCAGAGGAUGUUCUUGAUUUUGUGCUGAGUACAGACUGGGCCCUAGAAGAGGCCUCUGGAGAAGCUAGUGAGGGUCUUGGACAACAAGGGCCAGAGCCUUCCUCCUCCAGGCUGGGAGGAGGCCGUGUCCAGGCAGAGAGCACCAGAGCCAGUGACAUCAUUUCGGCAUCUCCAUCCUCCGGGUCCGCCAAGGGCCGGCUGCCAGCGGAUGGAACUGGCACCUCCCCACCGGAGUUGGGCCCCGUGAGACGCACUGGCCAGACCCGGAGUCACACACCUGAGAAGAACGACCGUCCCACUCUGCCACCUAGAGACCACCAGGCGCCAGGCUCUGCCAGGACCCUGUCACUGCACCCGAAAGGCCUCAGCCGUCCCUCCACCCUCUCUGCUCAGCCAAGGCUUCCCAGCAGCCACUCCCGGGGCAGUGUGCCGCCCCUCCCGGAGCUGCAGGGCAAGCGCAGCAGCACCAGGGCACGGCGGAGCCCUGCAGGGCAGGAAAGAGGAGGAACUCGUGAGGGGGCGGCCCUGCCCCAUGCCCAUUUUAACUCCGUUCCUUUGACUGACACAGGCCAUGAGCAGCACCCAACACCCCAGCCCCCUGAGCCUCUCCUUGCCCCGCUGGCAUCUGGUGGCGGUGGCGUCAUCCUGGUCCUGCUGGCCCUGGGCGGACUGCUGUUCUACGGAUGGAGACGCCGGAGCCUUCGAGAGCCUCAGACAGUGGACUGUCCCAUGGAUCAACCAGAGGGCAGCCCCCUCACCCAGGAUGAGGACAGACAGGUGGACAUUCCGGUGUAGAAGGAAUUCUAAGCUGGGCGCACAGGAUAAUCUCUCCAUGGCAGGAGACCUUGGGGGGCGCCCGCCACCCUCCUCCUCAGCCAUUCUCCCGGGAACACAGCCUGCCUCCCAUGAGAACUCAUGCCUGCCCAGUGAGACCAGAGCAGCCAGGCCGGGGUCCCUCCGCCCUCGACCCACAGACUCCAGACUGACUCAGAGAGGGCCGGAGGAUGCCCCCCGCGCUGCUGAUAUUUAUCGUGGGCCCUGGAGGCUCCUACCCACUGGACGGAGGCUGGCGAGCCCAGCCUAGCACCCUCUGCCCCUCAGGGGCUGCUCUCUCCUCCUACCCCCCGCCAAGCCGGCCCCUGGGCCGGGGACCCAGAGGCCUGUGGAUGUGGACGCUGAGGAAUGGAAGAGCCCUCGUGCCCAGAGGACCUGUUUGGUGCCAAGGGAUGGAUCUCUAUCCCAACAAGCAGGGACUUGUCCCAGAGAGAGAGUCAUGGCGAUUUGCAGGGUGGGCCAGUGGCGGCCGGGUUUCCCGGAAAGGUGUGCAGCCCAGAAGAUGGCAAGAGAAGGCCUGCUGGGCUCUGCUCGCCCAGGUGUCCUCAGUACCUGCCUGGCUCGAGAUGCCAAGGUGAAGACCAGGUCUGGCCCCUGCCCUGCCGCCCUUCCGGCACCUGCCAGGGCUCCUCUGCGGGGCCACACGGAGGCCCCCCUCCUGAAGGAAGCCGUUGCACUGUGAAGACUGAACCUGCCUGCUGUACGGCCCACCCGUCCAUCCCAUGAACAAACAUCCAUCCAUCCUCCCAUCCCUUCAGCCUCUCCCCAGCUUCUGCACUGAGCGCCCGAGCCGGCCUCGCCCGUGGACCACGGGAGCCCCGGAGCCCUGACCUUCUGCUGAUCCGGCCUGUGACUCCCUGGGGUGGAUCCGGGCGGGAGAGCUGCCUGGGCCGCCAGCCAGAGCAGGUCUCUAGGUUGUAUUGUUGGCCCAGGUUUCUGCAUUUUGCACUUUGAUGUUCCCCAAAGGGAAGUGACUAGUGGGAGGGAGGAGAGGGAGGGGAGGGCAGAAAUAGGCACAGGAGGGUCUUUGAAAUGAUGGAUGUGCCCCUGAGGUUGCGGGGAGGCGUCUGCACCCGUGGCCUCUGCCGCAGACACGGCUGCAAGGCCACUGCCCACAGGGACCUGGGCCUGGGUGGGUGGUCCCUGUUAGGAGCUUGGUAGGCAGUGAUACCUCCAGCUCUCACCCCAGCCACCCACCCAUGGCCACCAUCUCUCUGACCAGGCAACCCCGGGGGGCGGAGGGCCGGGACACCUGCUUCAAGUCUGCCUUGUGCUGCUGUGUCCCUCCUCCCCUGCUCCCUGGGCCCUCCACUUACAGACUCCGCCUUGCCUGGGUCCUGGGCUGGGGCCCACGCCUGCCUCCCUUGCCCGCUGCCGCCAGCUGAGGGAAGGAGGCAGAGAACUUCCCCCUGGGGCUCCUCCUUCUAGUCAUAGACUCUAGAUUUGAUGCUAGAACGUAUGUAUUUGAAAGUGGAAGGGAAAAAAAAAACAGAAAAAAAGGCAUUCUUCCUCCAUCCCCACCCCUUAAACCUAUAGUAUUUCAUAAGUCAAGAAAGCAAAGAGCUUCUACAGUGGACUUGCUCUCUUGACCCAGGAACGGGAGGCCCCCGGCCACCCGCACAGGAAACCCUUCUUUUUCUCUGAGAAAGCCGAGAGGGAACAUUGGCUCACACACUGUGAGAUUUUGUUUUUAUACUUGGAAGUGGUGAAUUAUUUUAUAUAAAGUCAUUUAAAUAUCUAUUUAAAAAAUAGGAAGCUGCUUAUAUAUUUAAUAAUAAAAGAAGCGCACGAGCUGCCA
This is a messenger RNA of Artibeus jamaicensis (Jamaican fruit-eating bat), 3971 nucleotides long. It is a transcript of the gene CSF1, whose product is annotated as colony stimulating factor 1. Bases 284 to 2134 code for a protein of 616 amino acids. Lineage: Eukaryota; Metazoa; Chordata; Mammalia; Chiroptera; Phyllostomidae. Gene Ontology annotation, biological process: positive regulation of macrophage differentiation; osteoclast differentiation. The record is from RefSeq and is a predicted model, not a curated record. Gene Ontology annotation, cellular component: membrane. Gene Ontology annotation, molecular function: cytokine activity; growth factor activity. The transcript has 10 exons.